Pediculus humanus corporis (human body louse) is the source of this 5289-nucleotide messenger RNA. Its product is annotated as voltage-gated ion channel, putative. NCBI's taxonomy places the organism in Eukaryota, Metazoa, Arthropoda, Insecta, Psocodea, Pediculidae. Gene Ontology annotation, biological process: monoatomic ion transport; transmembrane transport. The transcript is spliced from 22 exons. The record is from RefSeq and is a predicted model, not a curated record. Gene Ontology annotation, cellular component: membrane. Gene Ontology annotation, molecular function: monoatomic cation channel activity. Bases 1 to 5289 code for a protein of 1762 amino acids.
AUGUUAGGACGAAAGCAAAGUUUGAAGGGUGAACCCAUUUUGGCGGAUUACGGACCUGAAGAAUCGUUAAACGAAAGCGCUGAUGUUGAAUGGGUUAAUUUAAUAUGGGUACGACGUUUAAUGAGAGGUUGUGCUUUAUUAAGUUUGGUAUCCGUCAGCAUGAAUACACCUAAAACUUUUAACAAAUACAAUUCACUACAGUACAUAACAUUUUGUUGCGACCUCUUCGUUACUUUUCUCUUUACUGCCGAAAUGAUUGCCAAAAUGCACAUUAGAGGUAUUUUAAAAGGUGAUGUACCUUAUUUAAAAGAUCGAUGGUGCCAAUUUGAUGCUAGCAUGGUAUUCUUCCAUUGGGUAUCCGUCAUAUUGCAAAUGUUUGAAAUGCUGGGAAUCGCUCCACAAUUUAGUUAUUUGUCCAUUUUACGAGCACCCAGACCAUUGAUCAUGAUACGAUUUAUUCGAGUCUUUUUGAAAUUUUCAAUGCCAAAAUCAAGGAUCAAUCAAAUAUUUAAGCGAUCCAGCCAACAGAUUUACAAUGUCACACUAUUUUUUUUAUUUUUUAUGUCAUUAUAUGGUCUGCUUGGAGUUCAAUUUUUUGGAGAAUUGACAAAUCACUGCGUUUUGAAUACCACCGAUCCCAACUACAUCACAAUCAACAACUUGGCCAUUCCUGAUACAUUUUGUUCUAAAGAUCCUGAUUCAGGGUAUCAGUGUCCAGCUGGAAUGAAAUGCAUGAAAUUAGAUUUGUCUCGAUAUAUAAUGGGAUUCAAUGGUUUCGAUGAAUUUGGAACGAGUAUUUUUACAGUUUAUCAAGCUGCAUCUCAAGAAGGUUGGGUUUUUAUUAUGUUUCGAGCAAUCGAUUCGCUUCCAAGCUGGAGAGCUGCUUUUUAUUUCUCUACAAUGAUUUUCUUUCUCGCAUGGCUUGUGAAAAAUGUUUUCAUUGCUGUCAUUACUGAAACAUUUAAUGAAAUAAGAGUUCAAUUUCAACAAAUGUGGGGAGUCCGCGGUCAAAUCACAAAAUGUUCUGCUUCUCAGAUAUUAACCGGAGAUGAUAUGGGAUGGAAAUUAGUGACAUUAGACGAAAGUAAACAUGGAGGCUCUGCUCCACCAUUUUGCUUGACAGUUUUAAGAUCAGCAUCAUUUAGAUUGUUAAUGAUGGGGAUUAUAUUGGCGAAUGGCGUCGUCACAGCCACAAUGAGAUUCAUGCAUGAUGAAACGCCACGUUACGAAUUUUAUAAAAAUUAUUAUUACAUUGAAAUUGCAUUUACAAUAUUUUUAAAUUUGGAAACUCUUUUCAAAAUAUGGUGUUUGGGAUUUCGAGGAUAUUUCAAACAUUCAAUUCAUAAAUUUGAAUUGCUUUUGGCUCUUGGUACAACAAUUCACAUACUACCCGGAUGCUAUUUAUCUGGAUUUACUUAUUUUCAAGUUUUGAGAAUUGUUCGAUUGAUAAAAGCCUCACCAAUGUUGGAAGAUUUUGUGUAUAAAAUUUUUGGUCCAGGAAAAAAACUCGGGAGUUUGAUUAUAUUUACAAUGUGCUUGCUGAUUAUUUCAUCCAGCAUUUCCAUGCAGUUAUUUUGUUACCUGUGCGAUUUUACAAAAUUCGAAACCUUUCCCGAAGCAUUCAUGUCCAUGUUUCAAAUCCUGACUCAAGAGGCUUGGGUUGACGUUAUGGACGAAACCAUGCUUCGAACGAGAGAACAAUUAACUCCAUUCGUUGCCGUUUAUUUCAUAUGCUACCAUUUAUUCGUCACAUUGAUCGUGCUGAGCUUGUUCGUCGCCGUCAUAUUGGAUAAUUUAGAAUUAGACGAAGACAUAAAAAAAUUAAAACAAUUGAAAUUUCGAGAACAACACGCGGAAAUAAAAGAAACGUUGCCGUUUCGUCUGAGGAUAUUCGAAAGAUUUCCCGAUUCUCCACAAAUGACUUGCCUUCAUAAAGUUCCAUCGGAUUUUAUACUACCGAACGUGAGAGAGAGUUUCAUGAGACAAUUCGUUUACGAAAUGGAAGAGGAUGAUUAUUCGGAAGGUGUUAAAAAAGUAUCGGAAGUAUUCGAUUCGAAAAUUGUUUAUAGAAAGAAAAAACCCGUGAAAAUUUUAAGCGACACCCCUAAAGUCCGACACAUAAGCACGGAUUUGAAGAAGGCCGCCAUUAAUUACAUAAUAAGCGAUUCGAAUAAUCAAAGGCUAAUGUUGGGCGAUUCGGCUGUUAUACCGGUUCCUAAUAAAUCAACUAUCAAACCACAGGGAACGAUCGCAAGCUCCAAACAACUAAGAAUAGAUCAGAAAAAAUCUCUGAGAAGAAGCGUUCGAAGCGGUUCGAUCAAACUCAAACAAACCUACGAACACCUCAUGGAAAACGGGGAUAUCGGAGCCAUGAACAGAGUCAGCGCAACUCGGAGCAGACCCCAAGAUUUGGAUAUAAAACUUCUUCAGGCAAAAAGACAACAAGCGGAAAUGAGACGGAAUCAAAGAGAAGAAGACUUGAGAGAAAAUCAUCCUUUUUUCGACACGCCACUGUUUGUCGUUCCAAGAGAGAGUAAAUUUCGUAAAAUUUGUCAAAUGAUUGUUUACGCACGGUACGAUGCGAGGCUCAAAGAUCCUCUGACUGGAAAAGAGAGAAAAGUUCAAUACAAACGACUCCACAAUUUUCUGGGAUUGGUGACCUACCUGGACUGGUUAUUGAUCAUGGUGACGACUUUAUCCUGCGUUUCCAUGAUGUUCGAAACACCCGGAUACAGAGUCAUGGAAACGCCCGGACUUCAAGUUGCCGAAUACAUAUUCGUCAUUUUUAUGAGCAUCGAACUCGCAUUGAAAAUUUUAGCAGACGGUUUAUUUUUCACACCGAAAGCUUACAUAAAAGACUACGCAUCCAUGUUGGACGUUUUCAUUUACCUGGUCAGCUUGACAUUUUUGUGUUGGAUGCCGAAAAACGUACCGCCCAAUUCGGGUGCACAACUUUUGAUGGUGUUGAGGUGCGUUCGACCUUUAAGAAUAUUCACUCUCGUGCCACACAUGAGAAAAGUCGUCUACGAGCUCUGCAGAGGUUUCAAAGAAAUUUUACUGGUAUCCAUUCUUUUGAUCGUUUUGAUGUUUGUCUUUGCGAGUUACGGAGUACAACUCUUUGGUGGUCGAUUGGCGAGAUGCAACGAUCCUACGAUAACGAGACGAGAGGAUUGCGUUGGAGUUUUCAUGCGAAGAGUGUUCGUUACGAAAAUGAAAGUUUCACCGGGAAGAAACGAAUCUUUUCCCAGUCUUCUCGUGCCACGUGUUUGGGCCAACCCUCGACGUUUCAACUUCGAUAAUAUUGGAGACGCUAUGCUUACUUUGUUUGAGGUUUUAUCAUUUAAGGGUUGGCUUGACGUACGAGAUGUUCUCAUCAAAGCUCUGGGACAUAUCCAUGCCGUUUACAUUCACAUCUACAUAUUUUUGGGAUGCAUGAUUGGUUUGACACUGUUUGUCGGCGUCGUCAUUGCCAAUUAUUCGGAAAAUAAGGGUACGGCACUGUUGACCGUGGAUCAGAGGCGUUGGUGCGAUCUUAAGAAGAGGUUGAAAAUCGCACAACCUCUUCACCUUCCACCCCGUCCGGAUGGUAAAAAAUUUCGCGCUUUCAUAUACGACAUAACGCAAAAUUUGGCAUUCAAAAGGUUCAUAGCACUCAUGGUUAUCGUCAACAGCAGUUUGCUGUGUGUAUCGUGGAGAGAAGAAGAGAGACACACGGAUCCAUUGGCCAUGGUUAGCACGGCGUGCACACUUAUAUUCGUCGUCGAAGUUCUCAUGAAAUUCAUCGCAUUCACACCGAGAGGUUAUUGGCAGUCCAGACGUAAUCGUUACGACCUUUUCGUCACUGUCUACGGAGUGGUUUGGAUCUUCAUCAAUUUUAGUUUGAGAAAUGAUCUGUCGUAUUCCAUCGGGUUUUCCGUCGUCAUUUUCCGAUUUUUCACAAUCACCGGAAAACACGCAACGUUGAAAAUGUUGAUGUUGACCGUCGGCGUGUCCGUGUGCAAAAGUUUUUUCAUCAUAUUCGGAAUGUUUCUAUUGGUUUUCUUUUACGCCCUUGCCGGUACGAUCAUUUUCGGUACCGUCAAAUACGGCGAAGGGAUAGGUCGGAGAGCAAAUUUCGAAUCUCCCGUCACCGGUGUCGCCAUGUUGUUUCGUAUAGUGACGGGAGAGGAUUGGAAUAAGAUAAUGCACGAUUGCAUGGUUCAACCACCCUAUUGCACCCCCGCGGAUAACUAUUGGGAAACGGAUUGUGGAAAUUUCACCGCGUCACUCAUAUAUUUCUGUUCCUUUUACGUCAUCAUAACGUACAUAAUGCUUAAUCUUUUGGUGGCCAUAAUCAUGGAAAAUUUUUCACUGUUUUAUUCGAACGAAGAAGAUGCUUUGCUUUCCUAUGCCGACAUAAGAAAUUUUCAAAACACUUGGAACGUUGUAGACGAUUGUCAAAGAGGUGUCAUACCCGUGCACAGAGUCAAAUUCAUUCUCAGACUACUCAAGGGAAGGCUGGAAGUGGAUCCGCAAAAGGAUCGUUUGCUCUUUAAACAUUUGUGUUACGAAUUGGAGAGAUUGCACAACGGAGAAGACGUUACCUUUCACGACGUGUUGAACAUGCUGUCGUACAGGUCAGUCGACAUACGGAAAGCUUUGCAAUUGGAAGAACUUUUGGCUAGGGAAGAAUUCGAAUACAUAAUCGAAGAGGAAGUUGCCAAACAAACGAUAAGAACGUGGUUGGAAGGUUGUUUGAAAAAAAUGAGAUCGGGAAACAUUGCCAAACAACAGAGUAGUUUGAUUGCGGGUUUGAGAGCGACAAACGAGCCCGUGACAGAAUUGGAAAAUACGGAAAAGGAAAACAAAGAAACAAACGGUCCGAAAGAUAGCGAAGGUGAAAACAAAGAUCACGAUGCUGCUCAAAGGCACAGGUUCGAAUUUGAAAGGAUGAGGAUUUUAUCAUUAUCAAGUCGAAGAAACAUGGGAGCCAAAAAAGCGGUCGUCAUACCGAGAUCGGACAGCGUGGGAAGCGGAACGGGUAGAAAAUUUCUAGCACCGACAUUAUCCGAUCCGGCCGUGAGACAGGACAAGGACAGGGUGACGGGUAUCAAACGGAGCACUCGUCAACCCGCGAAUACUAAAAAUAAUUUGCCCCACGUGACGGAAGGAUCGGAAAUCCGUGACAUAAACGCGAACAAGACGUCUAUGCCGAAAAUAUCGAGCGCUUUAUCCGAAGUUCACGAUUGGUGGACGGAACAAAUAAAUUACGAAACUCAAUCGAGCGACGAAGAAGAAGAAGAAGAAUAA